Perca fluviatilis (European perch) is the source of this 2810-nucleotide messenger RNA. RefSeq names its product basic leucine zipper nuclear factor 1 (gene blzf1). The coding region runs from base 196 to 1404 and encodes 402 amino acids. Lineage: Eukaryota; Metazoa; Chordata; Actinopteri; Perciformes; Percidae. Gene Ontology annotation, cellular component: Golgi membrane. The transcript has 7 exons. Gene Ontology annotation, biological process: Golgi to plasma membrane protein transport; Golgi organization. The record is from RefSeq and is a predicted model, not a curated record.
CCCAGAUGAUGCUACUGGGGAGGGUCUUUCCGUGUAGCAAGCAGCUAUCAUGAUAGCGUUAACGUUACUUUAACUUGGGGUUGUUCUUUACCGUCAACGCUGCUCGGCAAACAGCUAACGUUAGCAAGGACGACGAGUCACCGGGUUUCACCUGAACUCUAACAGACUUCCUUCUCAACUACCACCACCUCCACCAUGACUGCUGCUGUGAGGGCCCCUGCCAGUGUGCCUAUCCGAGGCACUGGCGACGGCAUGGAAACUGAAAAACCGCCCGCCAUCCUGGAGGUAAACACGGAGACACUGCCACCAGGUCCGUCUGCAGUUCCCCUUCUUAAGGUGGCUAGCCCCAAACACUGUCCCAAAUCUACCCAUCCCGCUCCCCCCCAGCCUCUCGGGGUGCUCCACCUGGGCAGGGUGAGUCGAGAGGCCUGCACGGAGGUGGAGGCUGUGAGGAUCAUCGUCCCACGUGCUGCUAUUAGCCGACACACCCGUACAAGACCUGCCGAGGGCAAAGGGGAGGCUGGGCAACAGACUGAGGAGCAGGGCUCUCCCCCGCUGCCUCUGGUGGAGGACUGGAGAGGACAGCUGGAUAAGCUGCAGAACUCUGAACGCAGGCUGCUGCAGGACAAGGAAGGGCUUUCCAAUCAGCUCCGUGUGCAGACAGAGGUGAACCGUGAGCUGAAGAAACUGCUGGUGGCGUCGGUGGGUGAUGACCUUCAGUACCACUUUGAGCGUAUGUCACGGGAGAAGAACCAGCUGAUUCUGGAGAACGAGGCUCUAGGCCGGAGUCUGGCGCACACCGCAGAGCAGCUGGAGCGAAUGAGUAUCCAGUGUGACGUUUGGAGGAGCAAGUUCCUGGCCAGCAGAGUCAUGGCAGAGGAACUGACGAAUGCCAGAGCAGCGCUGCAGAGACAGACCAGGGAGGCACAAGGAGCUAUCCAGGACCUGCUGUUAGAGAGGGAAGAGUUCUCCAGCAACAUGGUGCUCACUCACAGAUCUCUGGAGCAGCUCCUGGUGUCCCUGCAGUGGGGUAGACCGCAGACGUACUACCCCAGCGCGCAGCCCCUCAGCACCGGAGAUCUGGCAGCAGCCAAUCACAAGCUAGCAGACGCCAUCAACUCCCACCUGCUGGGUAACACCAGCAGCGCGGCGGUGAAGAGCAGCAGCGCUACGGCGGAGCAGCUGUGCAGCACUCCGGCCGAGAAGAUGGCUGAGAAGGUGCUGAAGAAUUUGGAUCCAAUUUCCUGUUCAGAAAACGCAGCAGACCCUCCGCUCAGCGACUCCACCCCCUCAAACUUUCUCAGCAAUAAGAAGAGCAUCGGCAGGUUUCACCCAUACACCCGCUACGAGAACAUUACUUUUAACUGCUGCGAGCGCUGCACCGGAGACAUCCUGGUGCUGUAGCUGGGUGGAGGAGCAGCAAAACGUCCCCAUUUGGCACCAGUGCAGCAUCGGAGCUUUUUACAAAAUGACUUGAGAUCUGAACAGGAGUGUAUUCUGGGGGAUAUUAAUGUUCUGUGUCAACUUCUGCUCCUUCAGUCAACACCAAAAGUUAGCUUCUCCAGCAGACAUUUCUUUUUGUAUCAGCUACCCAUUUUAGCGCGUUGCAUCUCUGAUCUUUGGAUUUCCACAAGUUCAGAGGUUUUUAAACUUGAUCAACCUGCUGUUAAUUUUGCUCGCUUCAACCUGGAAAAAAAAAAAAUGGGAGUUUGUUCAGGGAUCGUGAUGUGAAAGUGCCGAAAACCGAAUGCUUUUCAGAGCCAUUGUAGUCUGGUUUAAACUAUGGGAAAAAAAGGCUAUUUAUUGUGAGAUCAAGAUGAGUCAGUGUUACGUGGUGAACAGACAGUGUCUGCUUAUUCAAACUUGAAUAUACGGUAUUACGUGUUAUUUACAUAAUCUUCUAAGUCAAUGUGCAAAUAAUAGAGCAAACGGGCUGUAUUGAUUAGGGUUGGGCAUUGUUUGGAUUUUAACGAUUCUGAUUCCACUUCCGAUUCCGGUUCUUAUAGAUUCUCGAUUCAGAUUUAGUUUCAGUUGAAACGGGUCACAUGCCUAUUUUCAGUUUUGACAAGGCUUUUUCAAUGUGAAAUAAAGCCACACUAGAGCACUGCUUACUGUUGAAACCAAAUCCUCUAAACGAUUCCAAUGAAGAAACGAUUCUACUGGAAUCGUAAUUUUUGAAACCAUUCCAAGUAGGAAUCUGUUCUCGAUGCCCAACCCUAGUAUUGAUACGUUUUGAGUUUUGACCCGGCCGGCUGUUAUGGGAACACCCUCCAGGAAGUUAACGGACGUUGAGCUAAUUGUACAGUCGCACGUGCUCUGUAGGACUCUGCAGGGCUGUCCCCAAUUUCUCGAUAUGAUGGUGCUAUUAUAUUGAAUUAAUAUAUUUUGUACAAUGCAUGCUGCAAAAGCAUUAUAUUAUACAUUGAAUAUUUUGGAAGUGAUUGACGGUACUACAAUAGAUUAUUAUUGUACACACUUGUGUAAAAAAAAAUCCAAUAUUUGAAAUUACUAUUUUUUUUUUUUAUGUCAUUCCUAUUGGGUGAUGUUUUUGUAAUUCAUUUAAGAAUGUGGUUGUUGUUUUUUUUGCCUCAGAAUACACUACUAUGAAAUGACGAGUAAUGUAUUGCACAUGCCUUUUUGCAAUUUUCUAAACCCAAGUUGUAUAAUAUUGUAGUUUACCACAUCUGUUUGGAAAGGUUUGCAUUUAUGGUGACAGUAAAAGUUACAGUGAAAGCACACCAUAACAAAUAUUUAUACAUUUUUUUUCAUCCAUGUCAGACCAAAAUAAAGACCAAAGUAGUUUCUUUAAA